ACGUUAUAUACUUUUAUAAAAUAAUAUACAUCUACUGUUAGCUCCGGGUUAUUUACUUCCAGAUAACGUCAGGAGGGAUUAUUGGAAAACACCAGAGAAGGACAAUAUUAAAGCAGCCAGGUAGUAUCUGUGAUUGAUGCAUUAAACCUUUCAGUGCUUUGUCUUGAGAGCUGUGUGAGCUGACAUGCUACAAAAUAUACAUCAAACUCAGCUUGAGCUACAUUACAUUAUAUGUGUAUAUGUAUAGAGAGAUGGAUACACUGUAUUAAGAAUAUAUUUACACAAGUUUGUUUUUUUCGUUUAUAUCUGAGUAUUUAGUUUAUAAAUUUGAAGCAAAUAUUUAUGUGUUUAUAUAUGUUUGCAUCUAUUAAUAAAUUAAAUUUAACAAGAUGGUUGAAUUGGAAAGGAGAAUGUAUUGGGAUUUCUGCCGUUUAGUGGGGAAAAUAACAAAAUUUUCUUUCAAAAUAGAUAAAUUAGAAUAAUUCUCAGUUUUUUUGGACUGUGGUGUAUCCUGGGCAAAUGGCAGUUUUGUUGAUAAUCUUAGAACUCAUGUGGUUCUCUAAAGAUCAUAGACACUACAAAAGGCUGUAGCGGUUAUGAAGCCAGGAGUGCCAAGGAGUGGAUGCUGGUGAAGUUAUAAGAUGGUGGGGCGCCAGAUUCCUAUCCCAUAAUUUUUCUCCUACCUAUAGAGUACAGAGAUACUCAUACAAUACACAGAGCUGAGCUUAAAGGGACACUAUAGACACCCUGACCACUUCAGCUACAGAGAGAACUAUAGUGCUAGGAUCACGACUUUGUCUUCCUUACACUAUAGUAUUGCUUUAAUACAGAGAUGCUCAUACAAUAAAGCAAGCUGGACACAACAAAAAAAUAUCUAUAAAAUACAUAGAGCUGAGUACAAUACAGAGAUAACCAUAGCGCAAACAGAGCUGAGUAAAAACAGAUAUAAUACACAGAUCUGCGCACAAUACAAAGAUACAUUUCCAAUACACAGAGUUGGGUAGACUACAGAGAUACCUACACAACAGGUAGAAUUAAAUACAAUACAGAGAAAUACAUAUUUAGCUAAAAAAAAACUAUUACAGAAUUAAAAAGACACUAAUAGUUUUCCCAUAUUUUUUGGGGCUUACCACCGUCCCAUCCAGAAAAAAUAAUCUUACUGCAAAUUAUCUUUUUCCCCACAUAGAAACUGAUGGGGGGCUGCUCCAUGUGCCCCUCUGAACGAGGAACCACUACCCCUGGCACAUUCUACACUAAGGAGCCAAGCUGUUUCAAAUGGUUUGUUACUUAGCUGGUUCCCCUCACACGUCCAUGGAUCUUCUAGUAAAUUAGAAGUUCCUAUUCUGCUUUGGCAGUAUCAAUUUUGUCAAACUUUGGAUGGAUUUUUUUGGAUUUUCAGCUGACCAUCUCAGCUAGUGAAUUCCAUCCUAAUAUGGACAAAAAAAAUUAGUAUUUGUAAAGCAGAAUGGGAACAGUUUUAGUGAUAUCGCAGGCGACCAAAAAGACCACAGGCACCUUGUGGAUCAAGUGUCAAAAGUUUAGAAAUCGCACACUUUAGUGAAAACAGUGCUUAUAGUUCCCCUUUAAGCAUCAUCAACAUUUGUGUCUUUGUGUGGGUGAUACAAUGUGCUUCAGGCAGUUUUCAAAGUAUAGAAGUUGGGUCUGCAUUGAACAUGUUCAUUUACAAUGCAUGAAAUCAGAAUUUUUAAUGGGACUUUAUCUGGUGUCUUUGAGCUAAAAUAAUGGCACUAUUAUGAACCACAGGGUAAUAUCUAGAGAUUGUCUGGUUAAAGCUGAGGUUAGACUCAGUUCUGAGAAUAUUAUGAGGAACUGAGCAGGGCAGGAGAACGUAUAAUUAUUAUAUAUUGUUACAUUCCAAGUAAUAAACAUUACAUUUCUACGGCAAUACUGAAAAAAAAUUAUAACUUAAAAAAUGAUAUAUCUUUAGACCUUCAAAUAUUAUGACAUAAAAUAUUAAUAGGUAUUCUAUCCCAGCAACUAACCCCAAAAUGAUUUUUCUGAUCCAUCAAAAUUUCUGCUAGUGAUUUAGAUCGACUUCCACAUUUCAUAUACUACAGCCAACACAUCUAGUGAUGCUCCUGGAUUUACCAAAAAUUAAAAACUUCAUUUUGUUUCAUUUAGUUCAGGCCUUUACCAUAGUUUAUGUCUGGAGAGCUGCAUUGACUUGCAAAUGACAGACAAAAUAUCUCUUUUCUGCAACUUUUUGUAGAUCCAUUUACGGAAUGAGUGUUCCGACUAUGACAUUAAAUCCAGGGUGGAGAGGGGAUGACAGAUUUCAACCACCAGAUUUUACAGACCCCCUGCUCCUCUCCACCCAUACACAGUUAAUUAUAUAGAAAAAUAUGUCAACUUAAUUAACUAAAUCAGAAAAAAAAUAGAAUUGCUAAUCUUUACAAUUCAAUAAUUGUAAACAAAAUGAACAGUCUUACAAUUCCCUAUACAGUUAAAAUGCUGCUGACAUUGCCACUAUAACAACACAGUGCUUCCGCUGUUAAGAAGGAGUCGUUAGGGUAAGGUUAGAGUAAAAUUUGUGUCUGUAACUGUUGGAGUAGUUAGAGAUAGGAAUAGGGUGUAUGUAGUGCUGGAAGGAAUUAGAUGGGUUACCCCAGUUACCAUAACCACUACAGCUUGGAGCAUGAGGCUUGGAAUACCAUGACGUAAUCCAUUAAUAUCAGGUGGACUUUAUGUUAGGGGGCACCUGUCUAGAUCAGGGUUGUCAUAUGUCAGUAUCUGAUGUUGAUGGACUACAUCUCUCAAAAGCUUUUGCAUGCAAUAAAUGGGCAAAGAAUUAUGGGAGUUGUUGUCAAACGCAGGACAGCGCAGGCCUAGAGAAUGGACUGUGGACAGUAGCUGUCAUUAUUAUUAUUAUUGCCAUUUAUAUAGUGCCAACAGAUUCCGUAGCGCUUUAUAAUAUUAUGAGAGGGGGGAUUUAACAAUAAAUAGGACAAUUACAAGACAACUUACAGGAACGAUAGGUUGAAGAGGACCUUGCUAAAACGAGUUUACAGUCUAUAGGAGAUGGGGUAUUAAACACAUUAGGGCAUGAUUCCAAAGUCGCCAAAUAACAUGUGUAGAUUUUGAAAGGUGACAACCAAAGCCGGUAAAUUCUCUGACUACAAAGCCUGUUUUCUGUUAAAAUUCCAGUUUGUCAAUCUGCGACUGGGAAAGAGCUAUACUAUGCACUCAAGAGCCUAUUUACUAUUAGAGAGAGAAUACCUGCAGCUACAGGAAGCUCAACUUUACGUGAGUAUCUGGAUAUAUAUAUGACUGUUGUGGUAUACACUGUUUAACUAUUUUCUAUCUCCUUUAAUGUUUCUUCACCUAUUUUCCCUAUCACAUCUCUCCUACAACUGCUGGGCACCCACUCUCCCACCAUACCCUGCUCCCCAUCUACUUUUAUUGCAUGCCAGAGAUCCUUACUAAUUAUCUAUUUAGCUACUUGUGACCUAACAGUUUAUGCAUAUUCUCCAGAAGAGCACACUGCGGGCACCAAGACAUCUUUAAUGUAUUUUAUAGGUUUGAGCCUAAAUAAUUAGCUCUAUUUUUUUUGUAUGUUCAGUAUACUGCAAAGGAUUUCCUAAAAUAUUUGAUUCUUUUUGGUUAGUGUACCUGUGUAAAGCUCACGUUCUGUACCUUCCUUCUAUUCUGUCGUCUCCAAUAACACAGUUAAACAUGUCAGCGGGAAAUACAACGAUUUCUGAUAGUCAUAGAUUAGCUGUCAGCUUUUGUAAAAAAAUGCAAUAAAAAUAAAAAUACACACCCCAGAAACUCCUGCUCUAAGUGUUGGGUGUGCACAGAGAAUUUUCAUUUCUGAUACCACUCUCCCUACACUUUAGAUCCUUUAGAUUGUAAGCUCAUGAGCCAUAUUGCAAAGCAUUUUGUGUAAAAAUGUUGUAAAUGUUUGAUUUUAGCUCACAUGAGUUGUCCUUUUCAGUGUAAUGUCUAAAUUGUACUGUUUCCCUUAAUUGUACAGCGCUGUAGAAUACGUUAGAACUUUAUUAAUACAAAAUAACAAUAACAUAAUAAAAUAACAGUUUAAUCACAUGUUUCUGCAGUAAUUAUAUAGCAUUCCACAUAGCGGUUUGUUCCCAGGAAAAACUAACAUCCGCGUCUCAGGCACUUGAAUCCCCGCAGGACUUUUUUUUUUAUACUAUAUACAAACGAAGCAUAAAUAUACCACAUCUAUCUAUGAUCAGAGUACAUUGCAUGUUGGGAUUAUCCUCUGCUAACACGUUGGAAAACGUACCAAAAUCUCUCAGGUCUAUUAUUAAUUUUUUAUUUUUUUUAUUCUAUAACCGCUGUGCAAUUUAGGGUUUGGUUUGCAAAUGUAGCCUGACCAAAGGAAUUAAAGAAAAACUAAAAUAACAAAACAUAAGAGAAAUUACAAAUGCCACGUAUUGGAGGAUGUGCUUAUUAUGCAAAUAAUUUGGACCUUCAGGGCAAUUCACAAAACUGUGCCAAUUUUAUCUAAAAAAAAAAUGAUUUUGAAAUAUAUCUGAAAUAUAGUAAAUUAAAAAUCAAAUUCCCGUUUAGGCCAAAAUAUAGUCACAAUUUGUCGGUUUUAGCCAUUAAUAUUCCAAUUUGGUUUUGAAGUCACCACAAUUCUGUGUGUGGUGAAUACAAUUCGAGCUGAUUGACAAUUUGGAUAGAUUCAUAUAUUUUGUCUUACAAUUUGCAAUUCCUUGAGGACUUUGUGCCAAUUCAUAUUUUAGUAAAUGACCUCUGCAAUAGUUAAUUAGGAGUAAACUUAAUAGAUAGGGUUAUUAGUUAAAAGGACACUGUAGGCACUGUAACUGCUACAUCUUAUUGAAGUGGUUAUCGUGUUUGGAGUCCCCAGACAUCAACCUUCCACUCAGCAUCAGUAAUGGGACUUACUGUGCCUGUCCCUACUGGGUGAACCCCAAUCUAUAUAUAUAUUCUUCCACAAUAACUGAUCUGCCACUAACUUACACCCACCAAGGGUAUCUAUUUGUGGGUGAUACUCACAUUAUUUUUCUAUUGUGAGUGAAUCCCACAACUGUAUUGGGUGAUCCCAAAAAAAGAUCAUAGUCCAGUGCAACAAUAUUGGGUGACCAUCUCACAGCUUGAUACUCUACUCUGUGGUUGACCUCCUCUAUCGUGAAGGAUGACCCCUUAUUCUAUUUAUACAGUUAUAUAUAUACCUUCAUUUUGUUUAUCUACACAGUGUUAUUACAAUUAUGCAAUUCUACCAUGGCUGACAACCCUGAAGUUGUAGUCUCUGGGGAAUUGAAAUCCUGGAUGGUUGCCAUGAUCUCCGAUUCCAUUCCUAAAGCCUUGGCUUCUUUUCAUAAUACGCAACCUACUUCUAACAUACCUUAAACUGACCCACAGGCCUCAGACUCUCAUGAUUCUCAUCACUCAGGUCAUGAGACUUCAUGCCAGAAAAACCCCUAGGGGUCUAGGUCUAGGCCAGGGAUAGGCAACCUUCGGCACGCCAGAUGUUUUGGACUACAUCCCCCAUAAUGCUCUUACACCCGUAAUGCUGGCAAAGCAUCAUGCGAGGUGUAGUCCAAAACAUCUGUAGUGCCGAAGGUUGCCUAUGCCCAGUCUAGGCACUCGUGCGGGCAAAGGGAUAGUUACUGCAAAACACCCAGGUUAGCCACCACUUUCCACGCUCAGCUAGAAGAUCUGGAUCCACUGGAAGGGUCUACUUGUUAUAACCUACUGGUGAUUGACAAAUACUCUGCUGGUUACUCUGAUGAUGAAAAACUUCCUUCUUUCACAAGAUCUAGGAGCCACCAUUACUCCUUCCAUUAGGGAGACAGUGUUUACCAAAUCAAACAAAUCCACUAAUACACCAGUGAUUCCCUGAAGCAGAAAACCAGCCUAAGGAGUUGCUAGACACUGAAGGUCAUCCUGUACUCCGGGCUGAUUCGACACCCAAAUUCAGCCAGAACACUUACUGAAUUCCUUAAACUGGGGCAAUGUCAACCCCUCGACUAAGAGUUACAUGCUUGAUUGAGGGCUGAAUUUCUCCGGCCUACGUUUCCAGAUAAAGUGGCUAAUACAAUGGAGAUCAACCCAUGUUGGUCCUCUUCCUUUAGCAAAUUGGGUCGUGAACAAGAAAGUGAACCUCGAACAUGGCCUUAAGUCAGCCUCCAAGCUCCCACCCAUGCCCUGCGAGUGGGGGCUAUUUAAUUAAACAAGGGACAUAGGGUCCCCCUCCUGCCCCCACCCCUGAGCGGCGGGUGGGAGCCCUAAAUGACAAUGGGCACACACACCUAUUGUCCUCCCCCGGCCCCUACCCACCCUAAAAAACAAUGGGGAGGAAGACCUAUUGUUGUCCCCCCGGCACCCACCCAUUAGUGGCAGGUGGGGGCCCUAAAUGACAAUAAGGGGGGACCUAUUGUCCCCCCAUCCCCCACUCAAGCGGCAGGUGGGGGUCCUAAAAAACAAUGGUGGGAACCUAUUGUCCUCCUCCCUCUGGCCCCCACCCAUGAGCGGCGGGUGGUGGCCCUAAAUUACAAUAAGGGGGGACCUAUUGUCUCCCCCGGUCCCCACCCAUGAGUGGUGGGAGGGGGCCCUAAAAUACAAUGGGGGGGACACCCGAAAAAAACAAAAAACCCCAACGCUUGAAAAAUAAUCUAUCUUCACCCAGGGAGGGCACAGCCCAUAUUUGACUCAGAGCGCUCUGAUUGGUUGGUUUUAGCCAACCAAUAGGAGUGCUCUGAUAGGUAAGUAGUGUGCCUUACAGGUAACCAAUCAGGUAAGGCUCACUAUUUAGCUAUCAGAGCACUUUUAUUGGUUGGCUUAAACCAAUUAGAGUGCUCUGAGUCAAAUUGCAGGGCGUGGAAUAAGCCUUUCCCUGACUGCGGAGCUCAGUCUGCGCGGUGUCCUCCCUGGGUGAAGAUGAAUUAUCUUUUUUGGCGUGUUUUUUUUUUUCGUUUGUUUGGGGGUUUUUUGCGCUCGGGUCUUCUUUUAUUUUAUAAGUUCGACGGGCUUUAUGGUUUUAAAUUUGGCCUUUUUUGGGGGCCCAAAAAAAGGUUUUAAAAAAAAGAAGACAUCAAAUGGUAAGAUUUCUUUUGUCAUUUAUUGUCAUUUAGAGUUGGAGGGGGACAAUAUGCCUUUCGACAUUCGGUGUUUGUUUGUUCGUCUGAAAUUUCAAUACAUUUAUUUGUCCUUCUGAUGAAUUAAUUAAUAGACGAAAUUCCCGUCUGAAUUUUGGACAACAGCGAAUUCCCAAGUGUUUAACUGGGCAUGUGCGGGAAUUUCAAAGCGCUAUGUAGUGUGGGCAGAUGACGUGUCCCACAUUGACUUCAUCUGCCCACACAAAGAUGGCGGCGCCCAGGACCUAGGUACGACCAUAAAAUAAAGCAUUUGGAGGUGGCUAGGGGUCAGUUAGAUGUUGUGGAGUUGGGAAGGGGGUUAAAAAAAAAAUCAAAUGCGGCCAUGACAGUGCCGCUUUAAGGAACACUUCUGGUCUCAUAAAUAAAUGGUGUUCAAGUAAAACUACCUUUACCAAAAUAUUGCUCUCCAAACUUCCUUAUAACUAGGCGUUUAUUGAUAAUUAUUAAAAAAGAAAGAAAUCCGCCUUGAUUUCCCAGGAAGCUCAGUGAUAGCGGUGCGUUUAACGUGCUCUGAAAGCUGAGAAGUAAUUAUUUUCGGGUUUUUGUUUUGUUUUUCGAAAUGGCGGCAUAGCUAGGUAUUUAAGUGUUAUUAAUGAUUUCGGUUUACAGAUCACUUUACACACAAUGCUAUCACAAAGCAAAUAACUGGCUUAUUUCUUACUUGUGAUAACCGCACUCAGACUACUUCAACUGUGUCCUGUUAGGGAUCACGUUUAAAGGGACCCUGUCAUGCUGAAUGUGGCUGAGAACCAAUUUAAUGUGAUCCUGAUUUCACAUGGAUGUCAUGUUAGCCAGUUGGCUGGCAAGUACAUAGAUAAAGGUUUAAGAUUAAAUGUUUUACCAGUCUAUUUCAAGCCUUGGCAAUGCACUGUGCCAAAUGUCUGUACUCCACUCACUAGGCAGAAAUGCGCCUGUGAAAUGCGCCUGACACAAUUAAAGGGACACUGCAGGAUUUGAAGUACUUAUAGUGUUUGGAGUUUUCUGGUGCUGUCAUUUCAUUCAGUAGUAAAUCAUAUUUAAUGUUUUAAUGUUAAACAAGAGUCCCUGGCAGCUGAUCACCUCUGUGUUGCUUGGACUAAUGAGGAAGCAUUAGCCUAAGCAACAAUGGGUGACUAUGAUUGGCUGAGAUUGUCAACUGAUUUAAUUCAGCCUAUCACAGUGCCCGUUGCUGGUAUGAAUUAUGGCUAAAAGGAAGUGUAUAAUCUCUAUUUUAGCUAUUGUUUAGUGUUAUACUACUCAAAAAAAACACUAAAUGGAUGGACAGUGCCAGAGGACUUCAGGCACUAUAAUCAAUUUAAUAAAAUAAAAUGGUUAUAGUGCCAUUAAAGGGACAAUGUCCCUUUAAUACUUAUUGCUGUCACUUAAAAGAGCAUAAAAAUUAAUAUUCCUAGAUUAAUCUUAAUCUCUAGUUUUAAUUAAAGUAACUUGUUAAUUAUCCGUGGGUUUUUAAUGGGUGGAUGGGUAGCUUUUUUUUUUUUUUUUGCAGUGAACUAAGAUUUAAAUGGCAAAAUUAAAGGGACACUAUAGUCACCAUGACAACUACAGGUUAAUGUAGUUGUUCUGUGAGUAUAAUAAUUCUCUUCAGGCAUCUUCAUGCAAACAUGGCCUUUUCAGAGAAAAGGCAGUGUUUACAUUGCCCCCUUGGGACACCUCCAGUGACCACUAGUGGUGCUUCCUGGGGCAGUGCUGCACAGUGUGCAACACUAACGGUCAGCGUCUCCACGCUCUGCAUGGAGACGCUGAAUUUUCCUCAUAGGGAUGCAUUGAAUUAAUGCAUCUCUAUUAGAAGCUGCUGAUUGGCCUGAUUGGCUAUCCUACCUCCUUGCCAACUCCUGACCCUAUAGUGUUUCUUUAAGGCUAAAAUAGCCAUGCUGUGACUAUAGUUGAAGUGCAGCUUUUUCCCAUAUCAGACAUGUUUGCUUGCAUUUUGCCAGUUGUGUUUUACUUAACAACAAAAUUAAAAAUUAAGAAUGAAACUGUUAGUUCUAUACCCAGAUUAAAGGAACCCUGACAUACAUGGUUUGUGAAAAGAAAGUCAUUUUAAAGUGGUGGUGUCCCUUUAAUAUGAUUAAUAUAUUUUUCCCAUAGUAUAACCAUGAUUAAUACAUUUUAGAGAUAAUUUGCUAAAUGUCAUCAUUUGUGUUUCAGGGCAUCUCUGCGACACCAAGAACUGAUCGUUUGCUUGAAUGGGUAGCUGAAAUCCGAGGUCUCAAAGAUUCCCUCUGGGAAGGUAUUAUCAUCUGUGUUUAAAUUUAGACAGCGGACGGCUUGUUAAAGAUCGUCCAUCAUAGCGGUUUCUGAAAUUCGAUUAAUUUAAAAGUAUAGCAUUAAAUCCUACCUGCUGACCGUCAUGGUUUUAUAUUGAGGCAGUGGACUACUUUAGCUCUUUUAAAAGAACUUAAAAUUCUAUCUAUACAUUGUGCUAGCAGGUUUGAUGGCAAAUGUCUAAAUUAAUAAGUUUUCCUCUAUUCCUCGGCAGACACUCAAUGUAGAGGAAUUGAGAGACAGGGAGAGCAGAAGACACUUCCCACAGGAGGUCCCUCUGCUCUUCAUGAGUUGCACAGCAUGCGCUGUGGUUACCAUGGCAAUUCAAUGUAUUCACUUUCACUUGUUGGGGGUAUAAAUACAUAACUAGCACUCAAGCCUUUUUUAAAGGGUUAGAUAGUUAGGAGUAGUGAUUAAGCUUUAUGGUUGUAGACAGGAGGUAUAUACACUGAUCAGCCACAACAUUAAAUCCACUGACAGGUGAAUAACAUUAUGUCAUUGCAAUGGCACGUGUCAAUAGAUGGGGUAUAUUGGGCAGCAACUGAUAGGUCAAUUCUUUAAUUUCAUGUGUUGGAAGCAGGGGAAAUGGGCAAGUAAAAAGAGAGAAAAAAGAAAGUGACUUUGACAAGGGCCAAUUAGUGAUGGCUAGAUGGCUGUGUCAGGGCAUUUCCAAAACAGCAAGUUUUGUGGAGUGUUCUCGGUUUGCAGUGGUUAGUACCUGCCAAAAAUAGUGCAAGGAAGGACAACCCUGGUCUGAUCACGCAGAAGAGCUACUGUAACUCGGAAAGGGACACUUAAGUCACCAGAACAACUACAGCUUAGUGUAGUUGUUCUGGUGAGUAUAAUCAUUAUAUUCAGGCAUUUUUAUGUAAACACGAUACAUUGCCCCCUAUAGAUACCUCAAGAGGCCACUCCUCAGAUGGCCACUUGAGGUGCUUCCUGGGGCAGUGCUGCACACUGCUUUGUAUGGAGACGCUGAUUUGUUCUCAUAGAGAUACAUUGAUCUAGUGAGGUGCUGAUUGGCCAAGCCAGCGUUUGGCCCGGCCCCAUCCCGCCUCCUUGUGGAUUUCAGCUAAUCAAAUGCUUUCCCUAUGAAAACAUUGGAUUGGUUGAAAUCAUAAAUUUUGAUGAUUUAAACAAGGAGGCGGUUCAGGGGCAGGCCAGCGCCUGCGGACCUGCGCAGGGCUGGAUACAAGGUACUUUUUAUUACUUUUUAGGGAUAUUAAGGAGGGGGGGAGAGGACAAGCCAUCUAAAUUGUUGUUUUAGCACUAUAGGCUCAGGAAUACAUGUUUAUAAUACAUUUAGUGUUCCUUUAACACUGAGCAUGACACAAAGGUGUCAGAACAUACAGUGCCUCACAGUUUCUGCAUAUGGGGCUGUGCAGCUGCAGACUGGUCAGAGGGCCCAUGAUGACCCCUGUUUACCACCAAAACUGCCUUCAAUGGGGACAUGAGCAUUAGAACUGGACCUUGAAGCAAUUUAAGGUUAGGGUUGCCUGGGCUGAUGAAUCUGGAUGGCUGGGUGCAUGUGGGUCAUUUACCUGUGGAAGAGAUGGCAGCAGGACGCACAAUAGGAAGAAGGCAGGCUGGCAGAAGCAGGGAAACCUUAGUUGUGGAUGUUACUUUGACACGUACCACCUACCUAGAUAUUGUUGCAGGCCACGUACACCCUUUCAUUGCAAUGGUAUUUCCUGGUGGCAGUGGCUUCUGUCAGCAGAACAAUGCACCUUUUCACACUGCACAAUUGUUCAGGAAUGGUUUGAGGAACAGGACAAAGAUCUCAAUUUGAUUAAAAAUCUGUGGGAUGUGCCGGAACAACAAAUCAAACCCACGACCUCACCUCGCAACGUGCAGAACUUAAAAGAUCUGCUGUUAAUGUCUUGGUGCCAGAUAUCACAGGACAUAUUCAGAGGUCUUGUGGAGUCCAUGCCUCGAUGCAUUAGAGCUGUUUUGCCAGCACAAGGGAGACCUACGCAAAAUUAGGCAAGUGGUUUUAUGUUAUGGCUGAUCAGUUUAUGUGAAAUGGUGGGAAUUCAAAGUAAAUUCAAAGUAGAUAUUAGAAUUUAGGCCAAAGUACUUCUACUAUGGCUAUUUUACCUAUAAUUCAGAACUUACACUGUAUACCCAACAAUUCACAUGGAAUGACACAACUGGCAGUGCUUCUGCGUAUACCUGGCCAUCUCACACCCUGCUGAGUUUACUAUUAAAUGCACCAUCACAUUUCACAUUAAUGUACACUAUUUUUAGCUUGAGCUCUAGUCAAUUACAUUGAAAAUACAUUAUUUCUUAUUUAAUAUAGGAUGUGUUCUCCAACUCUACAUGACAUAUCCUGAGAAUUACAACGCCCUCCCUCCAAAGAUCACAUUUAAUACCAUCCCGUUUCAUCCAAAUGGUAAGAUGAAGAUAAUAUGGUUUUCCAAAAUAAUUUGUCGAUGUUGGGUAUAAACUAGUUUCAGACACAUUACUCAUAUUAUUAUGAUGCACCUGCAGACUCACUGCUCCGUUCUUUGCAGUUUAGAAGUUAAAUCACUUUCAUUAAUUCGUUCAUGCAGCUCUAGACACACCUCCCCUGGCUAUGACGCACACAGCCUCCACAAAAAAAAAGGUUUUAUUUUCACAGCAUAGUGUAUUUACUUUAGAACGUCUUAUUCCCUAUUAAUUAAACUUUAAACACACAGUAGUCUGCUGUAAGAUCUAACAGGCAAUUACCAGACCAUACGAAAUUCUAAAUUAAAGCAGCUCUGUCACCCCUCUCCAAGGCUUUGAGAUAAAAUCCUUUAUGAAAUAUUCAUGAAGCCUGUAAUGGAAGUUUAUUAAAAUUCCAAAGCAGUCAAAAAAUAUCGUAAGACAGAGUUGAGAUUACUUUGUCUCAUGGUAAAUUCUUAGUUUGAGAAUGCCGUCUGCCGUCACCUUUCACAAGAUAAUAUCUUUGGAGGCUCCCAGUCUCAGGGAUCCUCCGUAGACCGUAUUCUUGCACAUGUGGAAAAUGGAGCGUCAAGAGCUGAAGAUCGAAGAUGUUGGUGACUGGGGGGUGGGAGGGUGGGGGGGUGGGUGGGGUGAGGGACAGCAGUAGGUAAGUAUAACUGCAUCCAAUCUGAAAUCUUUGUAAAAUAUGCAAAGACCCCCGGAAGGUGACAGAGCUUCUAUAAACACACCGUGCAAUAAGGGAAGAUAAAAAUGUUAGACUCUUUUUCAGGAAGUGUGUAGUGAGGCUGUGUAAGUCACAGCCAGAGGAGGUGUGGCUACGACUGCAUAAACAAAGUGGUAGGAUCCUUCAAACCAGCCAGAAGCCUAAAUAGUAUGCUGGAUAUGUUUCAGAUUAUUAUCUGGCCAAAGAAUGAGCUUGAAAAUGACUUUCAUUAUGAUGAACUGGCGUCCUCUGAUGUAUUCUGUGUUUGCUAGCAAAGCUGCCCAAGACUAAAGUACUGCCAAACAAGUGUACUCAGACUUUUGAUUGGAUUGUAGAUUAUAAAAGUUAUAAAAUGCUCUUUUUUCACAUGAGAAUAACCUGCAUUUUAUUACUGAAAUUUCCCUCUAAAUGAAAGAAAAACAUGGAAAAAUUUAUGUUUUCAUUUUGGAAACUCCAGGGAUUUUUUAAUUUUUUUUUUAGCUUUUAAUCAAAUGGACUAAUUCGUUUAUUUAUUUUUCUUCCCUCACCCCUGUUGACACUGGAAGGGUUAAACCUAAAAUUAGUUUCUAGGGCUGGAAAGUGAAAAUCCACAAACCACGUUCAUUUAUUUGAUGUCAUUAGACCCGAAAUACCCUGCAGUGUUGAAAUGUCCAGUCUGUUCAUUUGUUUUAUUGUUACAGACGAUAAUAGGAUACAGAUCUCUCACUGUACUUUCUAUGCAAACACUAAAAUGUGUUAAAACUAUUCUUCAGUUCUAGAUCAUAAAGGGACGUUUGCAAUAAAGAAAGUAUACAUGUAAAAACAAAGUUUGCUUUAAACUAUAUUUCCAUAUUUUUACAAUAAAAAAUGUCUAGUAAGAGCGUCCAAAAAAAAUGAUUUGACUUGUCAUCUUUUCCUAAGUGUGACCUUAUCACAUUCUCUAAAACACCAUUAGCUCAACCCUCCGAGGAAAAUUCACAUCUGUCAAACCUGAUACUUGUUUGGACGGCGCAGUCCAAUUUGUCAAAGACAAAUAUACGUUCCCUAAUAUUUUUUUCCAUGCGCCAUAAGGGACCCUGAGAAAUAUUUGACAAUUUCUGUUCAGCAUUAAAACACAAUCCGUGUUCAGCGCCUUUCAAUGUCAGAAAUGGAUACAGAGCGGACAUUUUUCAGCUGAAGUGUUUUUUUUUCUUUCAUAAAAAGAGAUGAAAUUGGAUUCCGUACACUCUAUGACUGUUUGAGGCCACUUUGUGUCAUUAUCCAGAACCGAUCUGUCACUACUAGGAACGGGACCCUAUAAAGAUUACCAUAGCAAACAGAUCCUGAAAAGUUGUGAAAUAGCUUUUAAUCCAUAUUUUGUACGCCAUGACUAAGGCUAUGACUAUUAACAAGCUCCAUAACUAUUUUUUGGGAGUUAUGCACAAACAUUUUAAAGGGAAAUUAUUAGAGCAUGGACAAGCUCUUUGGUAGAAUCUUGCGUAAGAAAGGGGCGGAUGUGGGCUAUGUUUUUAAGAUAGAAUCUACAGGAUUUGGCAAUAUAUUGGAUGUGAGGCUCAAAAGUGAGGCUAGAAUCAAAUAUGACACCAAGACAGCACGCCUGCAAGGAUGGACUGAUGUGGAUACCACUAACUUGAAGGGAGAGCGAGAGAGGAGGAUCAGUAUUAGGAGGAGGAAAGACAAGGAGUUUUAGAGAGAUUUAGUUUUAGAAAGCGGGAGGACAUCCAGUCAGAGAUGGAGGAAAGGCAAGCAGUGACAUGUUGCAGGUUGGCAGGGGAGAGGUCUGGGAAGGAGAGAUAUAUCUGGGUGUCAUCAGUGUACAGGUGGUAGUGGAAUCCAAAUGAGGUAAUAAGUUUGUCAAGAGAGGCAGUAUAAAGAGAAAAUAGACGGGGACCAAGGACAUGCAACAGCCUCCUGUGUGCGAUUAAAGUUCAAUUAACAGAACAGGAGAUAAAAACAUCUAAAGUAAACAAACUGUGCUGUAUAAAUGAAACGUCUUAUUUUUCAUGGAGGCUGUGAUUUAACUCCUAAAUGGUAGAGAAUUGAGCAAUGAGACUGCAGGGGCUUGAUCUAUACGCCAAAACUGCUUCAUUAAGCUAAGUAUUUUAGUUGCUAAGACUGUCCUUUUAUUAAAAAAAAAAAAAUCCAUCUAAAAACCUUUUAUUUCAUGGACUCCCAUACGAUUUGAAAAUUGUCCGUCCUCUUUGUGUCACAUUUUGAGCCGUGUGCCCUCUCUGUAAUGCAGUGGAUCAGUCAUCUGGAAUUCCUUGUAUUAACUUUCUGGAAAACCUUGAAGAAUGGAACCCUCGUUAUACAAUGAGUACCAUACUACUGACUAUCCAGGUAGGACCAUUGAACUAUUAUCUUAAUAUCUUUUAUUAUUUAACGCAUGGUUAUGAUCAAUGUUGCUGCAUAUAUUUGUGUUUAUGGAUUUAGAGACAUACAUCACCAGGUAAAUGGAUACCCUCAUGGCUUGCAUAGGAAUCAUUACAUUUAUCAGGAUACUUGCUAAUCGCUCCAUAACUACAUUCAGUAGCACUACUUGAUAAGGCUCACUAUCUGUGGUAUCAUUACAUAAAGUGAAUCCAAGCUAUGAGGUGAACAGACCACAAAACUGACAACCAUCAAACAAACCGACAAUAGUGAGGACUCUAACAUGAAAUGCUUUAUGUGGCUCUACAGUAAUUCUCCCUAAAGUGGCUACAGGAGAACAGUCUCUCCUGUGGUGCCAUCGUAGCCUUUCCUCCUAUGGCUCUACAAUAGCCUCCUCAGUAGCUCAAUGGCAACAUUCCGCCAGGGGGUUUAAUGUGACCUUGUGUGUGGUGGCUUAUUCAUCUCCACAGUAGCUUUCCUCUGUGUGGAUGCACAGUACGUCGUACAGAGUAGUAUCAUUAAAAUGGUUCCACGCAGUUUUUUUUCUAGGCUGCUCAGUGGUAACACGUGGAGAUAAUAUUAGGAAAGAUGGUUUCAUUGUUAGGGUUACCAGAUCCACCAUGUUGUCAGGGACACAUAAUUUGGUCAUACCUGUGAAAAGGCAUGAAAAGGGUUGCCCUGCACCAUGUAUAAUGCAUAUUCUUCAUUGCCUAAUUACUUAAACCUAUUCACCUUCUUCUGAUAUCUCGAUACUACAGGACAACCCUUUUCAUGAGCUGCCCAUCUAUAUAUAUAUUUAUUUAUGUUAUCUGUGUCCCUGAAAACAGAUGGAUCUGGUAACUCUAGUAGGGUGACUGAACUCCAUUAAAUGAAUAGGCAAACGUGAGAUCGGAAACUUAGUUGUUCUUUUGUUCAAAAUCAAACAAGCAGCUCUUUUAGUGAUUUUCUAAAGCAGUGGUUCCGGCCUUCAAAUUUUGCUAAGAGUCCAGAUUGUGAUUAUCCUUAUUGGACCAGAACUUAAAAAAUGCCAAAAUCUUGGACUGGUGGUGUGCUUUGAGAACUGGGUUAGGAAGAAUCACUACUGUAAACUGAGUCAUCCAGAAUAUCUCAGAACUCGCCACCUAUACAUGCAGCCAUAAUCUGUAAGUUAAUACUGAUAGCUUGCCUUUUAAUAUGGUAAAACAUCCCAAGAGCCAAUCACAGCGCAUUCUGUCUUGAAAUCUAGGUCAUGCUAUCCAAUCCACAAGCAGAAAAUGCAGUGAACCUCGAAGCUGCCGACAUGUGGAAGAACAGACCAUCCAUGUACCGUCAACUCACUCUAGACUGUGUAAAAAACAGCCGUCAAAUUGAAGGUAUGUACCCCUUAAUGUAACAUCUGUGCUUGACGGUCUAAGCAUUGAUGGCUACAUUGAGGCUAAAAUUUGGUGUUUAGUGGAAAAUCCUUAUUGAAUUCCUGAUAAUCCCCCUCGUAUUGAAUAAGCCUCAAUAUAUUGCAUGGUCUCAAAAAGGGGGAAAACACAGACAUUUGCAACAUGAGACAUAGAAAGACAAUAAAUUAGAGACUGUGAGAAAGAAGUAAGAGAGAUUGGCAGAGGGGGAACCAAGGAGGUGAAAUCAAUGGAAAAAGAACCUGCGGCGAGAAGUGGGAUACAGAAGGGGAUGGAGGAUUUAAUCAAUACAUUCAUGGACUAUGAAUGUUUCACAAGGGACUCUGAUUAUGAUCUAGAAACCCUAACCACAUGCAGACUAAUUAGGGAUAUCACAGCACAAUAGCAUUUUACAGCACACAUAGGUUUAUUUAUUGGGCAGGAAUGAUAAGAGUAUCCAACAUCGGAAAUAGGGAAAUUCAAUCCAAAAAUACAGUGUAAACGGGAAAGUGUGUUCAAUCUGGUGACCAUAUGAUGCCGGAAACUGCCGUAGACUGUGCGUGCAUUUGUUUAAAGGUAAAUAGAAUUGUAAACAUGUCUGAUUGUAAAUUCCCUUUAAUGUGGGUCAAAAACUGAUUAUGGCAGUCACUCACACAGAUCAAGUGUCUCCUUUACUUACUGUUACCCAACUGUGCCGGCAGUAGACAGAGUGUAUCCGUAUGCGCCCUCCACCCACCCCCAUAUGACUUAAUGACAGGUGUCCUGAGUUUUGUAAAUGCUACAGCGCAGGUUUGCUCACUCGAGCAACUCGUAAUGCUCAUUAUGUAGAUAAACUUUCUUUCAGUCUAUUAUCUGAGCUCUGAAUUACUCCAUGUGAAAAUUUGGUGCGUAGACAGGCUCACAAACAUCGGCCUGACAAUUCUGCAUGCAUUGACAGCCACAUCAGGAAAUAAGUAAACCUAUGGCUUCAUGCAUCAGUUCUUUCCUAAAGGCCACCAAACAGGCAUCCUCUGUGAAACUCGAGGAACUCCUAGAGCACAGGCUAGUAAGUAGAAACUUCAGCAGCCCUGUAGCAGCAGCACUGUCUUUGACCUGUACCUGGCCAGCCUGGUCCCCACUGGAACCCAGGGAAGCCACCCACACUGCUAGAUAUACACAGAGCUGCAGAAUAACCCUCCCCACAUACAAAAUACAAACAGCCCACACUCAAACACAACACACAAUCUGCACAAACUCACAACCACUGACAAUCAAUAAAACAUGCACACAACCCCACAUGCAGGCUCUCACAUGCAAUACCCCAAACAGCCCCCGCACACUACCAAACACACAAUGUGACACAUCCAUCCACACACAAUUCCACAAGCAGCUCUCAUACACAGCCCACAUUCAUAUGUAUCAUACACGAUACCACAAACUACUCAUGAACAUAUACAAUAUAAUAGCUCAUAUACUCACAAAUACAACGAUACAAAGCAAUUACAGUACAAAUAACACAAGCAGAAUACGGCAGCAUACACACCUCAAUUAAAAACAAUAGGAUCGACACGCUACGGGACAUCACAAUCCUAUAUCGGCACAGUGCUGCUAAAAGGUUGCCUACCCCUGACCUAUAAUUUGUGUUAACAUGUUUUAUUUUUUUUUACGAGUGAUACUCCAUUUUCAAAAGCUUAGAGGAACUCAGUAGCGUGCCGGUCAGUAAAUCCUUGCUCAUUUCUCAAAAUAAUUUUUGCUCCCUUGUGCCAUUACAGAGAGAACCAGUUCCAAUGCGUAUCAGACUGAUCCCACCCAUAAGGGCAGUCCAGAACCGAAAUGCUAUUUUCUUUCAACUGUAAAUUAACAAUUUAACAAACAAUAUCAAUCCAUUUCUGUCCAGGUACUGGAUUUAUUAGAUUGUGGAUUUAUGCUAUUCAUUUUACUUUUCAGAUCUCCCAAACACAUAUCUAUUAAAUAUAUGUGAUAAAUAAAGGUAAUAUUAAAUAUUUUUGUGUUUCGAUAUUGGAAGCAAUAACAGCGGUAGCUUUUACCCUGCAGAAACACUGUUCAGGGUUAUUUACUAAAAGUGAGAAGUUAAAGUGCAUGCAAAGUGAAUUUAAAAGUUAAGGUCAGAGCAGCCGAACUGCUGAUUUCUAGUCACCCAGAAAACUUCAUCUUAUUGAAAUGGUCUGGGUGCAUUGUCCCCGUUUUCUGAACCCUGCUAUAUAAAACAUUGCAGUUUUGAGAAACUUACAUUGCUCACCUUGCAGAGUUAAUUCCUCCUCUAGUGUCUAUCAUACAGACAGCCACUAGAGGCACUACUGCUGCACAGACUGAGUGACGCUCGGUCACAUGACAUGGAAGCCCCAUUGGAAAGCAAUGAUUCCCUAUGGAAAGGUUUAAAUCACAUGGUGCUUUCUGCACAUGUCCAUUAGGGAUUGUACCCUGAUGGCAGGCCCUCCUCCGUGACAUUGGCGGAGGAGGACAGGUCAGAGAGGGGGAGGAGAGGUCGGCAGAGCCAUAGGAGCCUCAGCGCUGGAAAAAGGUGAUUUUAUUAGACAGGGGUGCCUGUCUAAUGUAGGGACAGCAACACUACAGUGUUAGGAAUGCUGAAUUGUAUUCCUAAUGCCAUAGUGUUCCUUUCAAUUAGAAAUUCACUUUGAAUUCCCCUUUUAGUGAAUAACCUUGUUGUAACUGACCGUUUUGCACACAAGAGGUUAAAAACCGUUUAGGCGAUAUUCCCCUUUCAGAUGCACAGGCAGCUACUGCAAGCACCAAUCUCUCGAACUGGAAACGCACGAACACUGGAAACAGCCGAACAGGAAAAGCAUACACUCCUGGCAAUCAGCAUACAAUCCAAUUCCCCCCAAGAACGAGACGACACUUCGUUUGAGGGUCAAGCAGAACUGAUUUACUGGGGCUACCUGCCCGGCUUUUAUGCAGGUCUUCCACCUGGUGGACACUCGCCUACGGGAUCAGAUGGAAGACUGGGAAACAUAUUGGACAUUGACCAAUCACAGACAUACACCUUUAAACACUCCCACAAUUACAUCACAAUCCCUCCUCUCUAUCCUGGAGAUAAUUGGGAAGUAAUCCAAUUAUCUCCCAGGACAGAGGCAAAACUUAAUUGAGCACAUGUUAGUAAAAAAAGACACAAAAAUACCCAAUGUUGCAAAUAAUGAAUAAAACACAUACAUUCUACAUAUCUCCAGAUAGCUUAGAUCUGAGCGCACAUUAUUACCGAAUGGCGCUCAGAUCACAUACAUACAGUUCAAUCACCAUGGAGCCAAAGUCUUUCCCAUAGUCUUUCAUUACACGAAUAGGCUCCAUGGCAUGGCUAUCUGGGGUGAAGCUGUUCAUACGGUUAAACUACUGAAUGAAUAGGCAUUCGGUUAUACUACCGAAUGCAUAGGUAAGGAGGCUGGCGGCUCAGCGGUGUUCGCGCAAAUAAGUGUCCGUUUCCAGUUCCAUAGUUUGGGCGCUAAACACCUCUGGCCGUUCGGGAGUUAAAAUGGCCACUGCCACGUGUUCGGCAAUCAGCGUUCGUCAAUUAGGUUAAGGAAUUGACGGCACACUCAAGGCGAUCGUUCUCAGCGGUGUUCGCAGCAAAUAAGUGUCCGUUUCCAGUUCCAUGAGUAUAGCCAAUUAUCUCCCAGCUAAACACACUUGUUGCCGAUUCUGAGCGCACAUUAUUACCGAAUGGCGCUCAGAUCACAUACAUACAGUUCAAUCACCAUGGAGCCAAAGUCUUUCCCAUAGUCUUUCAUUACACGAAUAGGCUCCAUGGCAUGGCUAUCUGGGGUGAGGCUGUUCAUACGGUUAAACUACUGAAUGAAUAGGCAUUCGGUUAUACUACCGAAUGCAUAGGUAAGGAGGCUGGCGGCUCAGCGGUGUUCGCGCAAAUAAGUGUCCGUUUCCAGUUCCAUAGUUUGGGCGCUAAACACCUCUGGCCGUUCGGGAGUUAAAAUGGCCACUGCCACGUGUUCGGCAAACGAACAAAGGCCACUCAGCGUUCGUCAAUUAAGCUGCAGUUAACUGCAGCUUCUGGGCGGCCAAUUGACGGCACACUCAAGUUCCCAGGUGGUCGAUCGUUCGGUACUUUGUUUGGUAGAUUGAAUCUACUGAACCCCCCGGCAGAAAGGCACGAAUAAGCCUUUCUGCAGGAAAAAUAAAAGGUUUUAAAUGCCGGGCCAUAGUCUAAAGGGAGCAGGCUAGCAACCAGGCUCCUCCAGUGCACAGUGGCGAGGUUGGUUCCGCCACACUUGUGUUGUGACAUUGAGUUUGGUCAAAUGAAACAGAGACUCUCUUAUAACAAAUAUUGUUAUAUUUUUAUAAAAUAUCAACAUGAAAUAUUACAUGAACUAUAUUACCUAAACAUAUAGUAACUAGUUUAGGAAUUUUAUAAACUUUUUUUUUUAAUUGUUGUAUUCUGUGUCUUUUAUAAUUUUUGUUUCAUUCCUUUAUUCUAUAUUUUGAUUUUCCGUAGUCCUCUGUGUAUCUACCAUAUCCUUUUACAUUUUUUAUAUUUCUUUGUAAUCAAUUACGCACCUGAAGGACUGUCUUGACAUUGCCAAAACUCAAUCUAUUAGGACAUUUUGGCAAAAAUAUGUUGCACUUGCAACGUGGGAUUUUACCUCAUCUCGGUAAUUGACAAUGAAGAAUUGUUUCUCUAUCAAAUGGCAGGAGCAAAAACAAUGGAUGAAUCCUCACCAGCUGCGCAAUUUUGCCUGCAGCUGCAUGUCACCAAAUUUUGACACAAAUGAGGAAAAAUAAAAAAUUAGGAAAAUUCCAGAUAACUUGCAUUCACGUGUUAUUUUACUCCCUGAUUGAUUGGGGCCCUUGGAAUUGUGGAUUCAAUGUGAUGGAAGCCUACCUUCAAGCUUUGCCCAUUGCCAAGGUUAAAUCUUGUGCUCAAAAGUGAUUUAUAAAAGGAUUUCUCAAAAAUUCCACAAAAGAACAAAAAUAAACCUAUGUAUGGCCUUAAGAUUAAAGUUCAAGACACAACUUUUCCUCUAAAUAUAUAUGAUCUGGCAGCUUUCCCAACGCUGGCUACAUCACUUUUAAAUUUAAUUCCCAAAAAAGAUAUUUAAUAUGAGUUUUUCUUAUCUCGCAGCUGGAGAGAAUCUCAGGUAAUGAUAAGUCUCCCUGCCCUGGUACACAAUACUGUUAACCCUUUAAUCUAGCUAAGCACUUUGUAUAAAAGAGCUAAAAUGGCUAGAUAUCAGCUUACAGGCAGGGCUCUCUUACCUCUUGUAUUUGUUUGUGUAUAUUGUACGUUUCUCAACUAAUUGUACAGCGCUGCGGAAUCUGUGUGCGCUUUAUAAAUAGCAAUAAUAAAUAAAUAAAUAAAAUAAAUUACUACGAUAUGAAAAGCAAGUUGAACUAGUUUUUAUUGUUUGGGUCUUUUUCCCAUGCACGUUUAUAUUGCCUGUAAUGCAUUAAAUUCCAUUAGAAUGUUGCGUCUCCAUCCUGUUUAAUGCCGAGACAAUAAUAUGUAGGCACCUGAACUCACAAACCAGGUCUUGAUUGCUGAUCGGCCUUUCCAUCCUCCCUGUUGCCCCCUCUUCCCUCAAAUAAGAAUAAAGUAGGGCUCCCAACUUUAUCACUUUUGUCGGGACAGUCUCUAUUUUAGUGACGCCAGGGAACUGUGCCUGGGCAAUAGGACCAUGCAGAACCAACUCGAUUGAGCCAUGUAAUAAUUCUGUCCCAUGUUGGGACUGCGUAUGGAAGCCCAUUUUUAUAUAUAUCAAAGUCAGUACAACUCAUAUUUUUACUUUUCUGUUACAGAACAAUCCAUCUACUUCCUUUGUCUGAUUUUCUCCUUUAUUCUAACCUAUUGCCAGUCUACCUGAUGAACUUGUUGCCUGCCUGUCUCCUUCCCUACAUUAUUUAACUGUUUUACAGUUUAGGUACUAUAGUCCCGUACCCUGAGAAUAUUCCUGUUUAUAGUAUAUAGUACUUUUUGAUUGUGUGAAUGUACAAUAGACACAACAGAAAACCACCAGAAACAAUCAGUAAGGAAUCAUAAAUCUUCAAUCAUAAUAAAUAUUAGAAUUUUUUUGCAGCCGGUGUAGUCCGUGAUCCACCCAGAGUUACAGCAACACAGGAGCUUCCCCUGCCCGCAACCCAGAGGUAGGUUUAAUGUUGUAUGUAGCGAGGGAGUAGGGGGUUUAGGAAUAUCUUUCAAACUCAAGAUAUUGAGAAUUAUCUUCCCAAUGUGUAUUGAUUAAGCAAUAAGAGGGCCCUGCUGGGCUUCAGUAAGGAUAUUACAUGGGUAGUUGUGGCUUUUUCUGUUUAAAGUUGUGAUCACAAUAUCCAGUAGGUCUUUAAUUUACAAAAUAAUUAAUUUCAAGUAAACAUCCAAUUAUUAAAAAAAUACUUUUAAAUCUUUUUCAAGUAAUCCUAAAUUCCUGAUGCCUAACCAUAAAUGUAAAUCAGGAACAUCUGUAAUUCAAAAGCUAUUAAUCCACUUGGAUGAAGAGAGUUGUUAAAAAUGGCAACAACCAAAAGGGGGAGCCAAAAGCAUGGAUCCGCAGUGGACUGAGUCGUAUGUAUUAAAUCUUUCAUGAUCCUUAACUGCGCCAAAUGACUGGUGUCAGCCGAUUGCGCCAAAACAGCUCAGUAGAAAAAACAGGGUCCACGAGAAUGCUAGGAAUGGACAAUAGCUCAAGUAGCCUGCACUUCGGUGUGUCACGCUCAGAUCUCAAGCUGGUUUUAGCUCAUCUUGUGUCAUUACUAAAAUAACCAGGUCCAUUUGCAUAUCAGACUGAUCCCACCCAAAAGAACAGUCCAGAUCCAAACGCAGGCCAGCUCUCUCUGCAUGAGAGAUACAGCAACCGCAGACAAUCGUUUCAGCCUUGUUAGGCCUCGUCAGUGAGGUAUAGCCGAUACCCGGCUAGGCACCAUGAGCAAGUGGUCCACGUCUGGCAUACCCUUUAAAUAUGGCGGUCCAGAACCAAAAUGCAGCUACUUGAGCUGUUGUCCAUUCUCUUGUAUCCUGUCUUAAAGCAGCUCAGCAAGGAUAGCACGUCUGUGUGAUGUCACUAUUAACAUUGAUCCAAUGAAACAGCAAAGCAUCAUAACACAGAAAUCACUUAACCACCAGCAUUAUUACAUACAAAUUGUAACGGAUCCCCUAUACUCCGCCUGACUAUAUCCGCUGUAGUUCUCACAAAUGAAGCAGUGAUCAAAGCCUAGACUUGAUGAAGGGUACAAGAAGAGUGGUUUUAUUAUGGUGACUUUUAUACACAGACCCACAGCAGGGGGUCUCCAUACAAUACAAUGCAAGCCCCUCCCAAAGAUCUCUGGGCCUGGGAGAUAAUUGCGUUAAAGACCAGUAAGCUAAUUAUCUCCCAGGAACAAAGAGGCAAACAUAAAAAUAUAAAAAAUAAAAAUGCCCCAAAACAUCAUAAAAAUAUAUAAUAACCCAACAAAAAUUACAUCCUCAAAUAACCCUGAUCUGAGCGCCCAAGUUCUCCAAAUAGCGCUCAGAUCCAUGCAGUGUAGGGGAAAAGCCACCGUGUCAAAGUUCUGACCGGUCGCACACGUGGUCCUAUGCCCAAAACAGUUCCAGGGCGUUUGGUGCUUUGGCCGGUCAACUUUUGGGAGCUCCUGUGGCCGCAAUAUGGGGUGCUCCAUUUGGGUCUCGGGUAGCGUUUGUUCCCCUUAGUCUCAGACACCUUCUCUCCAAAAAGCGCUCUCCUGGUGGAUUUUUCAAAGUCAUUCAAAACCGAGGAGCAAAUUGUCUGGGAGCCGCACAGUCAGCUAAUGCCGAAAACCGUUCCAUAACAGUUGAGGCUAAGUCCUGCUGAGGUGGCCGGGAACCCACGAAGUCCUCAUGCCGAAUUUAGUUCCAUAACGAUCCUGGCUAAGUACCACUGAGGACAAUUUGUGGGUUUCUUCAUGCGAACGCCCACCAGGGAGCUAGUGUUCGGUUCCAUUCAAAUUAAGGGAAAGUGCCGAACCAGGGGCUAAUGGCGGCUGGGGAGAUUUAACUCCCGAACUGGGUCUUUGUAUGUGGCCCAUAGUCCUUGGGCAGGAGGCUAGCUAGCAGGCUCCUCCAGGAGUUUGUGACCUUACAUUUGAAAUUCACUUUGAAUUCUCACUUUAGUGAAUAAUCCUGAUAGAGUUAAACAUUGUGCAUAAUCUUAUGUGCAUCACGCAGUUACUGAACCAUAGACUGUCCUGAAAGCAAGUCAUUAUUAAACAAGUUAAUAGUAAAAUAUACUGUGGAAUUCUGUUUGUAUAUAGAUUAAUCCAAAUAAAAGAUAAGACAUUCUAAUCACUUCUAAGAAAAUCUAAAUCUAAGAAAAGGCAGUUUAUUCACUUAAUAGUGAGUUGCAGACAACAAUUUAGUAGGAUUUAGAUCCAUAGUAGGAGAAAUUUCCAAUUUGGCAGAAUUUUGGACAAAACGAGAAUUAGCUCAACACCGCUCCCAGUUUAGUGAAUUAUUUCUGAAUGAUCUAUUAAGUGUCAUUGUUUUGUUCCACUGUCUCUGGAUGAGUUACAUUGAAACUCUGAUGAUUUCCUGUAUUUGUGUUUUGAAGCUCAAUCCAGUAGCAAUCAUGGCUCUUCUCUGAAUAUACAAAGAUUUCUACCGGAUAAAUAAACAGGAAUUCAGACUCAGUACAUUCUGGCACAAAAUGAAAAAAAUGUGUGUGAUGCUUCCCCCUGGUGGUAAAUCUAGUCACGUGCAGGUUUGCUGUUACCUAGCAGUCUCAUAUUGUGUUAAUUGUGGGGAAUUCAAUCUUCAAGUCAAUUCUGUUUCCAGUUUGACUGUUUAAACCUAACAUUUUAAAUUCACUUUGAAUUCCCAGCAAUUCUCAUUUUGUGAAAAACACUAAAUAAAAUGUAAACUCAGAGUAGAUGAACAGCUAUCAAUGUUUUAUUCUACUCUGGACGUACAUCUCCCAUGAUGCUUUGCCUAACAGAUAGUUUUGCAUAUUUUGUGGCACUACAUUUAUAAAUCUCUGACUGUCCAUUUGUCAGUGAAUUUCUUAAGCACACAUUUCCUACUCUUUCCUGUUGUGCAGAGAGCCGAGCUGCACACACAUAUGGUCAGCAAGGUAGGAAAUCACUGCACGAUGUGCUGGUCACUAUAAUCUUUAUGGGGUGAGAAAAACCCUUGGAUGGACCACAAUUAGAGGCUUCUGAUUGGUGGAGCCUCUUCCUGCUCUGGGAGGGUCUGCCAGAUGCAGUUCAUUCUUGCGCAUGUGCAAGCGCAAAUUUAGCAACUUUAAAAGGGCUAAUUAUUUUCUGUUAUUAUUUUUUUUUUAUUACUGCAAACUGCAUGGUUAUUAGUGCAAUACUUGGUGCUCUUUUAAAAUCUUGUUCCGUAGCGCUGUACAAUGAGAUGCAUUCUUGUGCUGACAGUUUGUGCAUGCCACUAAUAAAUUAAGGAAAGUUGUCUCGGUCCACCCUGGUGAUAGCUAAGCACAGACUGCGCAUGUUCAGUCCACGUCUCUGCUUAUAGCAAAAUACAGCCCUGGGCAUUAUACAUCGAAUAGAGCUGUCUGUAAACCGAUGGCACGACUAGAAGGUUUGUAAUGCGGUUCCAGUGAUCCUAUCUGGUGAAUGUAACUGCAGGCAGAGUAUAAACUAUGUAUCCUAAAAAAUCAGCUGGACAGAAGUUUGUAGGGUAAGAUCAAUCCCAAUAGACCAGAAUGAAAUGAUCCUAAUUAGCUUUUUUUAACUAGUGUGGGAGGAGUCUGGAUCUUUCAAGGUUCACUCAGUUUAUUAUGGAUCUAAAACAAAAAAGUAUUUUCAUAAUGUAAAACAUAAGGCAGAGGCGAUGGCGGACAUCACUGUCAAACUGACUGGUUACACUACAUUGGAGUUUAGAACAGAUUUUAGCAAAUCAUAUAUAUAUAUAUAUAUAUAUAUAUAUAUAAAACAAACUUAAUUACCGUAUCCACUCACACAUCAUAAGAUGGUGAAGAAUACCAAAAUGUCAGGAGCUCACUGCUCCAACAGAUCCCAGAUAUUAGCAAUUUGUUUUCGUGGUCUGAGAGUCAGACUCGACUGAAACGAUCAUCUCUCCAUCUUCCAAUUCGGACACUGUAAAAACCUUUGAUAAAAUUCCAAAACAAAGAGGUUUAAAUCAUAUUUGGAGGAGGGUGAAGACUCCUCUGCCACUAAGGGUGAUAUCAAAUCUCUCCUAUAAAAAAAAUCUAAAAUUGACUCCAAGCAGAUGGUAUUGUGAUGGAGGGACUACCUGCUUUAAAAGGCAGAAUAAUGGUGAUGGCGGAUGAUGGACCAGGGACUUGCAUUCCUGUCUCUUACUUGGAAUCAGCAGCACAACAACUGCGACACGCUCAGAGACAUAAGACUGACUGGCAGCUAUGAAAGAGAGAAGGAGGCUCUCAUAAUGGCCUGGAUCCAGUGAAUUUCUGACAACUACUCCCGCUAAAGGUGGUGAUGGUGGACUGUGUCUUCAGAGUUCCCAAGGAACCUUUAUCCAGAGGCAUCGUUGUCAUUGUUUUUCCUAAGAGAUUCCACACACUCGGCUCUAAUGCAAACUGUGAACCGUACUACGUCACAUACAUUUUAGAUCUGCACUCUGACAUUCUACGAGAGAACGCACAGUGGCAAAAUUAAGUUUUAAUGGUGCGAGGAGGUCUUGGGUGCUAGCUUACCUUCCAGGGGUUUAACCGUCAAUGAACCGUUAAUGAACAGUUUAACCCCAAAGUCUUCAGUCCGAACCAGGUUAGGUCUGCCCCUCUGAAUCUGAGUCUUCAGUCAGACUGGGCACCAUACAGUAUCUUUCGCACUCCGUUUUGUGAAUAGGGAGCUACUGAUAAGUGUCCGAUAAACUCUCAGCCUAUCAGCGCUUAUUGCAUUUAAGUUGUUAUGGUGCCCGGAGUGUUCCUUUAAGCCCACAGCACAGGGCAAGCAUUGGAAUGUACAGCUCCUUUGAUUUAAAUGGGACCUAAGAGUGUGUAUACACAUUAUGGCUUUGUCCAUAAAAUUAUGAACUAACUCUCUCACCUUGGUUAUGCUGUGUAGCGUUUCUGGUUUUAUCAGGGAUUAUUUCUUAAAAUAUUAGUUCUGAUGGGCUGUAUUAGCGGUUAGUCUAUAAACCAGUAACCGAGCUCAGAUUUACCUCUAAUUUACCUCUGUCAAGUUAAAUGAAACUUAUGUGAACAUGCAGUCUCUUUAUUCAGUUCUACUUCAUGUCUCUAUGUAUACGGCAUAAACAGCACUAAAUAAAAUAAAAACAGCACUAAAUAAAACAAUUAAAAAACAUCAAAAGCUAAAGACAGAUUAAAAAAUGUCUUCUGUAUAAUGUUCUUUUAUGGAAUGUAAUGUAUUAGUAUUUAAUGCACCACGGAUCUGAUUAAUUAAGAUUUGUAUUUAUUUCCUGCCACUUCAAGGGAUAUUUAUUCAAGAGAAUAUGACAAAAAGAUGAUGAAAACCGUACUUGCUCAAGCCAUUAACCACAAGAUUUUCUCAAAGUCUCUCAGUCAUAAAAAAAAACAAAAAACACCAAGAGCAAAGGAUUGAAUUGGUUUUCUUUCCGUCUUUUUCUCUUUCCGAGGGAUUACUGAAUACAGUGGCAAUAAGCGUUCGGAGUGCUUCGCAAGUUAUCACCAAAAUCUCACAUAUGAAGAGAACACAAAUCAAAAAUUGGAUGCACAUGGGAAAAUGAUUGACAGACAUGCAAAGAUUUUACAGGUUAAAUACAUGGUUAUUUUAUAGAACACAGAAAAUCUUCACAGCUCCCAACAACGGGAGGUAUUAAAUCUGGACUGUUACGAGAAGCGGGGGGCUGUAUUUUGUACACACAGGGCCGGACUGGGAAAAAGAAUUCGGCCUGGGCAUUUUUCAAUCACAGCGGCCUCCUAACGACAAGCACGCCCCCUCUCAAAGUGCAGGCCAGGGCAGACCAUUCGCAGAGCUCUGCUGAAGAGCUCUGGCAUUAGAAAAAGGCUGUGUAUUUGUUCUGCGCAGCGCAAGCAAAUUUAAUAACAUGCUUGCACUGUGUUUGCUUUUAACUUGUCUCUGGUGUCUACAUAAGUGGUAUACCAGAGGACAAAAUGGCCUGGAAAGUGUAUGGUGCAUGUGUUUGGAGCCUGCUUGUGGGAUUGCGUGUGUGUAGAGUGAGCUGAUUGUGGUGUGGUAUUGUGUAAAUAAGUUAAUUUCAUUUGUGUUUGUGGUGUAAUAUGUGUGUCUAGGGGCUGUAGAGAAUGUGUGUAUAGGGGGCAUAGUGUAUAUAGAGGAUGCAGCGAGUGUGUGCAUACGGGCUCUAAUGUGUGUGUGUAUAUAGGUGACGUAGUGUGUGUAGGGAUUGUAGAGAGUGUGUGUUUAGAGAAUGUUGUAUUUGUUUGCUUACAAGGAAUGUAGUGUGUGCAUAGGGGGAUCCAGAGUUUGUAUGUCAGGAAUGUAGUGUAUGUAGGUGGUGCAGUGUGUGUGUGUGUGUGUGUGUAGGGGAUCUAUUGUGUGAAGGGCCCAGAGUGUGUACAGGAGAUCUAGUGUGUGUGUGUGUGUGUGUGUGUGUGUAUAUAGAGGAUUCAGAGUGUAUAUAGGGAUCUAGUGUGUGUAUGUGUGUGGAUUAGAUGAUCCAGAGUUGGAUAAGGGAUCUAGUGUGUAUCUGGAAUGUAAUGUGGUGCAGUGUGUGUUUGUGAGGGGUGCUAUAGUGUGUAAAUAUAUAUAUGUUUGGAAGUAUUGUAUGUGUGAGGGGCUCAGUGUGUUGGAUGUGCUGUGUGUAUGUGUGAAGGGUGCAGCGUGUGUGUGUGUGUGUGUAAGAGAGGUGCAGUGUGUGUGUAAGAGGGGUGCUGUGUGUGUGAGUGUAAAGGGGGCUUUGUGUGUGUGUGGGUGUGAGGGUGCUGUGAGUGUGGUGUGAGGGUUACAUAGUUACAUAGCUGAAAAGAGAUUUGCGUCAAUCAAGUUCAGCCUUUGUCACAUUUGUUUUUUGCUGUUGAUCCAAAAGAAGGCAAAAAACCCAGUUUGAAGCACUUCCAAUUUUGCAACAAGCUAGGAAAUGGCAGUCAGAUUUAUCCUUGGAUCGAGCAGCUAUUAUCCUACAUUGAAAAUGAAAUACUUGAAUAUUCUGUUAUUGCAAGUAUGCAUCUAGUAGAUGUUUGAACAUCUGUAUGGACUCUGCUAAAACCACUUCUUCAGGCAGAGAAUUCCACAUCAUUAUUGUUCGUACAGUAAAAAAACCUUUCCUUUGCCUUAGACGAAAUCUUCUUUCGAGUCUAAACGCAUGACCUCGUGUCGUAUGUAAAGUCCGGUUUGUGAAUAGAUUUCCACACAAUGGUUUGUAUUGGCCCCGAAUAUAUUUGUAUAAUGUUAUCAUAUCCCCUCUCAGGCGACGUUUUUCUACACUAAAUAGGUUUAAAUUUGUUAACCUUUCUUCAUAGCUGAUUUGUUCCAUUCCUUUUAUUAAUUUUGUAGCCCGCCUCUGCACUUUUUCUAGUGCCAUAAUAUCCUGCUUUAGAACAGGUGCCCAAAAUUGCACAGCAUAUUCAACGGCUACUAGAUGCAUACUUGCAAGAACAGAAUAUUCAAGGAUAUAAUCUUUCAAUGUAGGGUAAUAACUGCUUGAUCCAAGGAUAAAUCUGACUGCCAUUCUGGGGUCAAGAAGGAAUUUUUUUCCUAGCUUGUUGCAAAAUUGUGCUUCAAACUGGGUUUUUUUGCCUUCUUUUGGAUCAACAGCAAAAAACAAAUGUGAGGUAGGCUGAACUUGAUGGACGCAAGUCUCUUUUCAGCUAUGUAACUAUGUAACUAUGUAAUAUGUGGACUUACCAGUGAUUUAUAAAGAGGCAAAAUGAUAUUCUCAUCCCGAGAAUGAAUGCCCUUUUUCAUGCAUGACAAUACCUUACUGGCCUUAGCCACUGCUGAUUGACAUUGCACAUUGUUGCAUAGUUUGUUCCCAAGUCGUGUUGUUAUCCUUAAUUUGCUUCCAUUAAGGGUAAACGUUGCUUGUGCAUUCUUUACGCCGAAGUGCAUAACUUUGCAUUAUUCAACAAAAAAUUUAAUUUGCCAUUUGAGUGCCCAGUCCCCCAGUCUAUCUAAAUCCCUCUGCAGCAAGGUAAUAUCUUGCUCACAUUGUAUCACUUUACAGAGUUUUGUGUCAUCUACAAACACUGAAACAUGACUUUCAAUACUUUUUUCAAGAUCAUUUAUAAACAUGUUAAAUAGAAGGGGUCCCAGAACAGACCCCUGAGGGACACCAUUUGCCACAUCUGUGCAGCUUGAAAAUUUACCAUUAAUGACAACUCUUUGUACUCUAUUUUUAAGCCAAUGUUCUACCCAAGAACAAGCAUUUUCAUCUAGACCGAUUUCCUUGAGUUUGAACACUAAUCUAUUGUGUGGAACUGUGUCAAAUGCCUUGGCAAAAUCCAAAUAGAUCACAUCCACUGCAACACCCUGAUCUAUACUUCUACUUACUUCUUUGUAGAAUGUAACCAAGUUAGUUUGACAUGACCUGUGCUUCAUAAAACCAUGCUGAUUUUUGCUGAUAACCAUGUUCUUAUCAAGUAAUUUUUGAAUAUAAUCCCUUAAUAAACUUUCAAAUACUUUUCCAGCCACAGAAGUUAAACUCACAGGUCUAUAAUUUCCAGUCAAGGAUUUUGUGCUCUGAGGGUGCUGUGUGUGUGUGUGUGUGGGUGUGAGCGUACUGUGAGUGUGAGUGAGGGUGCAGUGUGUGUGUGUGUAGGGGAUCUAGUGGUAUAUAUAUAUGUAAUAUUUUUAAAAUUGCCUUUAUAUGUGGGUUUAUUCUCUAAGCUGAGAAUUGUAGAUUUCAAAUUUUACGCCAAAAUAGCGGAGUCUCAGUAUUUUUCCAGCUUGGCUAGUUUGAUCUAAAAUAUGUGAUUGACUUGUGGAUUCUUCACAGUUUCAAUGAGUAAACCAGAAACAUCUUUCAUAGAAAAUAGCACAGUGCAACAUAUUCCUGUAUGUACUGGUUAUGGUGCCAGGAGUGCUCUGACGCCGUCAGUGUAAUAUUGCUCUUUUCUAAAACAAAAAACAAACAUGAACGCCUGGGGACGUUUGCCGUGGACUGGCACAGAUAUUGCUCUUUUCUAGGAUAUGCUGGCAAAUACAGAGCACUUUGUCAAGCACAGAAACCACUGUGCAAUAUCAGGUUAUUAUUUUCGGGUGUUCUGCGAUGCACUUUACUUAUUUCUUUUAAUAUUAUCCAGUUUCCCAAUUAUCUGGGAAAUAAUAAUAAUAAUAAUAAUAAUAAGUAUAACCUAAGAGAUAUCUCAAAGUUUGGUCUACUGGUGGCACUUCUGUCUGGUGGUCAAAAAAUUUAACAUCUAUUUUAAAUGCAUCCAGUCUUAAUUGUGAAGUAGAGACACAGUUGUGUUUUUUUAAAUUAGAGUGAAUUGAAAACCUAAUUCAGUGCAGGAAAGAUAAUAGAAGUCCCUGCUUAGUAACGUCCAACUCUCUGCUUUCAGCCAAUGAGCUAGCCCUGAACGGCUAACAGAAGUUCCUUAUGUCUCUCCGCUGUUAAUUGUGGAGGAGACAGACAGACCCCAGAUAUGAAGUUAAAACUGUGCUUGACUACCUACAAUUGGGAAUGGCAGAGCACUCCUGGCACCAUAACCACUACAAUAAGCUGUAGUGGUUAUGGUGCUUGAAGAAGUACUUUCUGGUCGCCCUGGCUUGGUGUGGUUUUUUUUAGGGCUACUCCAAACAUCUUAAUAAUUACAGUGCGCUUUAGUGGUUAUGAUGCCAGGAGUACCCUAGCUCAGUUCCCUGGUAAUAAGGGAAACUGUUUAGUAAUGGUUUGCCCCCUUACCUGGUUCCCCACUGGGCUCUGAUGCUCCCUGGUGGUCCGGUGACCCGCUUUCAGCUACUGCAGUGCCAUAAAAUAAAGAAAACAUGGCCAUCGCUAUUCACUGGCUGAUAGGGUCAGUUGACCACUCUCACCCAAUGACUGAUACUGAAACGAAAGUUGUCCAGAAUUCACAUUGGCAAGCCUGGAAAUCUAACUCUGGACUGGCUAAUGACACCCCUAUGAUGCUACCGGGCGUGAGGUUAAACUGAAAGUAAAAUGCUGCACAUACAGACUUCUGGCACCAAGACCACUUCAUAUCGCUGAAGUGGUCAUGGUGCUUAGCAUAACCAUUUAAAGUGCCAAAGCUGGUAAAGCAUCAUGGAUUAAAAGCCAAGUGAGCUUACACUUUAAUAGCCAUUAGAGUGAUUCCAAAAAAAACUCUAGCUUUUUAAAUGUGCACAGGGAUUUAGGAUAGUGCGCAAGUAACUUUUUGUGUUUUUAUUCUAUGUAUUGAGGCUGAUAAGUACUAUCGUCAUUGCUGCCGCCCAGGAGUAGUGGGAGUUUGAGUGCAUGGCUUAAUUUUUUAUUUUUGUCAAGCAUCAUGGGAGUUGCAGUCCUUCCAAAGUUGAAGAACUACUUUCUGGUUGCCCUUGCUUUAGGUUAACACAGCGGAUCCCUAAAUAUGGCAUCUUGUUAAGCUGACUGCCACUUAACUUUCAUCAUCAUUACUAGUUACCUCAUACUGGGUGCUACAAACGCAAGCAAUCUGCUUUUUGUCUUUGAUGAUUUUUUGACAGGAAGAUAAAGUCGGUGUCGUUUGAAGAUUAUCACAGAAACUGGACUGAGAUUGCCACAUCGAAAGCGCCCGAAAAUGUAAAGCAUGCAAGUAAGCGGAAAUAUUUUGAUUGA
Messenger RNA from Pelobates cultripes (western spadefoot toad), 32829 nucleotides. Lineage: Eukaryota; Metazoa; Chordata; Amphibia; Anura; Pelobatidae. The record is from the annotation of a GenBank genome assembly.